GCGGAGGCGAAGCCACAAGUGUCAAGACCCCUUGUCUGUGGUUGCACCGGGGCCUGUACCGUGGGGAAUCGUGUGGUGUAGUCUUGGGUGCGGAGGACACGGCCAGGUGUCGCGGGGACGCAAAAUCUCCCUGGAGCCAGUGUCGCCGCGCAGGGCGGCCUGGGAAACUCAGCAGCGCAGUGGCGGCCUUGGACCUCCCAGGGUCUGUUGACUUUCGGGGAUGUAGCUGUGGACUUCCCACAGGAGGAGUGGGAAUGCCUGGACUCUGCUCAGAGGGCUUUGUACAUUGAUGUGAUGCUGGAGAAUUACAGCAACCUGGUCUCAGUGGAGAACUAUUGCAAAUGUGAUCCUGCCCAUCAACAUAUGAAUAAUAAAAAAGAGUUUUCUCAGUGUAAUCAGCCUGACAAAAUGCUCCAUGACCCCUCCAAAGGUGCAGUUUCUAGAACAAGUGAACCUGCAGAAAGCUCUAAAAAUGGUACCUGCAGUAAUCACAGGAAUGCCUCUGUUGACUCAUCGAACCUAGACAGACAUGAAAGCAUGCACAUUGGAGAAGAACCUUGCAAAUCUAAAGACUGUGAGAAAUCUUUAAAUUUGAGUUCCGACAUUAUUCAAGAUCAGAGUCUCCACACUGCAAAGAAAGACAACAGGCAGGAAGAAUAUGAUGAUUAUUUCAGGUCUGCCUACAGUCUUUUGCAACAACCAAUCUUCAUUGGAGAUACACCACACCAGUGUGAGAAAUGUGGGAAAUGCUUCAGUACUGCCUCAAGCCUCACUGUACAUCAGAGAAUUCAUACUGGGAAAAAACCCUAUAAGUGCCACUUUUGUGGCAAAUCAUUUAACCAGUGUGCAAAUCUAAAAACACAUCAAAGACUUCAUACUGGGGAGAAACCUUAUAAAUGCAAAGAAUGUGGAAAGUCAUUUCCUCAGUUGUCAGCACUUAAAAGCCAUCAGAAAAUGCAUACAGGAGAGAAGCCUUACAAAUGUAAGGAAUGUGACAAAUCCUUUGCCCACUGUUCCAGUUUCAGGAGACAUCAGAAAAUCCAUGCUGCUGAUCAACAUUACACUUGUCAAGAAUGUGACAAGGUCUUUCAUCAGCUUUCACAUCUUAAAAACCAUUACAGACUCCACACUGGAGAGAAGCCUUACAAAUGCAAUGACUGUGACAGAUCCUUUACCCACUAUUCAUCAUUUAGAAGACAUGAGAAAACUCAUUCUCUAGAGAAAUUUAAUGAAUGCAAAGAAUGUGGUAAGUCCUUCCUUGAAUUAUCACAUCUUAAAAGACAUUACAGAACUCAUACUGGUGAGAAGCCUUACAAAUGUGAGGUCUGUGACAAAUCCUUUACUGUGAACUCAACUCUUAGAACACAUCAGAAAAUUCAUACAGGAGAGAAACCUUACAAAUGUAGGGAAUGUGACAAAUCCUUUAUCAAGUACUCACAUCUUACAAGACAUCAGAGUGUUCACACUGGAGAGAAACCUUACAGAUGUAAGGAAUGUGACAGAUCUUUUACUGAGUUCUCAACUCUUAGAGAGCAUCAAAAAAUUCAUACUGGAGAGAAACCCUACAAAUGUGGAGAAUGUGAUAAAUCCUUCAUCCAGCGUUCAAAUCUUAGAAUACAUCAGAGAGUUCACACUGGAGAGAGACCUUACAUAUGUAAGGACUGUGGAAAAUCUUUUACUAAGUGCUCAACUCUUCAAGCACAUCAGAAAAUUCAUACUGGAGAGAAACCUUACAAGUGUUUGAAAUGUAACAAAUCCUUUACCCAGGACUCACAUCUUAGAACACAUCACAGAGUUCAUACUGGAGAGAGACCUUACAGUUGUAAAGAGUGUGGCAAAUCUUUUACUAGGCGCUCAUAUGUUAAAGCACAUAUGAAAAUUCAUACUGGAGAGAAACCACACAAGUGCAAAGACUGUGACUUUUCUUUUAUUCAGAUGUCAAAUCUUAAAAGACAUCAAAAAAUUCAUGCUGGAGAGAAACAUACUGUUGUAAAUAAUAAGACAUAGCAUUUUCCGGUACUCUGCUUACAAAUCACAACACUAUACAAAAUAGAGACAUAAAGAUAAGAAACAUUUGGAAGCCUUUAAUGAAGGUUUAAAUUUUAAAAAAUACCUUAGAGUUUAUGUUAAAUUAAAAUUAUGCAAAUGAAACUGUGAGGAAAGUUUUUAUUUUUGUGUGUAUGCUUGCUUUGCUGCAAGUAUGUCUGUGAACUAAAUAUAUGCCUGAUGCAAGCAGAGGGGUCAUCAGAUGUUUUGAAGCUGGAAUUAGGGAACUGAACACCGGUUUUUAAGAAAAUCAGUACUCUUACCCAAUAAGCCAUUUCUUCAGUACCAAGUAAAAAAUGUAAUAAAAACUUGUAUCUUGUUCAACAUCCAAAAAUUCAUAAUAUUGCCAGGCAAUGUGGUAUACCCUUUUAAUCCCAGCACUCAGGAAACAUAAGCAAGAUCUCUGUUAGUUGGAGGACAUUAUCACCACAUAUAUAUUGAGUUCCAGAACAGCCAAGACUACAUAAACCCUGUCUUAAAAUAAAAAACAAUAAGUCAUAUAAAGUAACAAAGUAUAUGACAAAAACCUUUAGCUUUUUUCUUUAAUUGUUCUGUACAUGACAAAAUUCAUAAUUCUGAGAAACCAUAUAAAGGUAUCUCAUGUAUAAUCCUCAUGUCUUGCUGUUCAUUGGAAAUUACACUCCUCAAAUGCAUUGAUUUUUACAAAUUCUUUACAUCUUGCUGAAACUGCAGAGAUAAAAGAAAAUUCAUCAUGAAAGAAAAUGCUCUGAUAAAUUCUUUUAUUCACUCUCAGAAUCUUCAUACUAGAGUCAAACCAUACAAAUAACAAGAAGGUGACUAAAUGCCAUGUUUUUUACCAUGACAUGAAUUCCUCUCCAUUGUGUUGGCUUUAAUUCGGUGUCCCAUUCUUUUAUAGCAUUUGUGUUCUACUGUUGCCUCGUACUGUUUUUUUUUUUUCUGUAACGUGGGUUGCAAAAUGAUAGGUUCCCAUAUAGCUUCUUCAUAGUCAUUUCAUUUUGUUGACUUUCAGCAGCCCAAUCUCUUCCCACCACUGCAGUACAUAUUUGAAAUAUUCACCCCCCAGGAUUCCCAAUCUCUAAUUUCAUAUUACCUAUAUUCUACUCUUCUCUCUCUUCCUGCAUCUCUUCACUAAUGGUCCAUCUCUAGCUCUUGUUCUUACUUAAACACACAAUGCAAAAUGUUUGAAACCGAGAACCACAUAUAAGAGAAAACAUGAUGGUUGAAUUUGGGGACUUAGGUAAUUGUACUCAUGGUAAUUUCCAGUUGCCUACAUUUACAUCUUGAUUUUACACUUACAUUUUUAUUUAUACCUGAGUGAUAUACCAGGUUAUAUCGAUAGGCAUCACAUUUUCAUUUACUAAUAUUUCAGUUCAUGGUAAUCUAGGUUGAUAUCACUUCCUAGAUACACUGAAUAAAACAGUAUUGGAUAUGAUGGGCAGUUGCUCAUUGGAAAGGAUGUAAAGUCUUUGGAAUUCAUGCCCAGGAUAAUUGUUGUGUCUGAGUUUUCUCUGAGAUUAAAUCGUUCCAUCUAGGUGGAAUCUUCUUAAAAUAUAGAGUGUUAAAAGAGAGGUAAAGGAACAGAAUGGGAGGUGUUCAUUCCAUCCGAGAAGUUCCAAAAGCUUAGAAAUAGACAAAAUAGCUUUAGAAAGUCACAGAAACUGGCAAUCUGCUCAAGUACCUUGCCUCAGGCAUAUAUAACCAGUAAGGACUUGUCACUGUCAGACAAGCUGAGCUGCAUAGAAGAUGCUCAGACCAGCCAUCAGGCAGCCACCAGUCAAGCUGUCUGGACUAGACAAGACAAGCUUCCUGGAGGAUGUAGUGAGUGGCUUGAAAGACUUCUAACCUCUUUUGAAUUGUCUACAAGCUGUGCAGUGAUCCUUAGAUUUCAAGGUUCAUUAGCCAUUGCACUCCCAGGAUGAGGCAGCUGUCACACUUGUGUUUUUUUUCUUUCAUUUAUGUAUUUAUUUGAGAACAUAUACACUGAUUAUCAUAGUUGAUUCUCUACUUCCCACUCCCACAGCAGUGUAUAUGACCUUCUUUCCCCAUAUUGAUGUCAAUAUUAGUUAUCAUUUCUAUUCUUUAUGAUGGACAUUGUACCUAGGGCAGCAUGGAGGAUUAAAAGAGUCUUAAUCUGCCUUUCCUGAUAAUUAUAUGACUUUUUUGUUUGUUUUAGUGUCACUUUGGAUUUGUUGUUGGUUUUUUCCCUGUAGUAAUUGGAAUGUAAUUGACCCCUGUAAUCUCAUAGGAGUGCCACUAUUGUGAGAUGUGGGCUUGUUGGGGUGUGUAUGUCCAUUUUUUGAGGAAGUGUAUCACUGUGGGGGCAGGCUUUGAGGUUUCCAAGGUUCAGAAUAAUGACCAGUAUUACAGCUGACUUCCUGUGUUGCCUUCAAGAUGUAGGAUUCUCACCUCCUCCAGCACUAUGUCUGCCUCCAUGCUGCCAUGAUCUCCAUCAUGAUAAUAGACUGAACCUCUGAAGCUUUAAGUAAGCCACCCCAAUUACAUGUUUUUCUUCAAAAGAAUUGCUGUAGUCAUGUUCUCUCUUCACAGAAAUAAAAACCCCAACUAAGGCAGAAUUUCAUACAAGGGACUGGAAUAUUGCUGUAACAGGCCUGACUAUGUAUUUGUUUGGAGUGAUGUGGACUUUGGGACUGAGGAUUAGAAAAGCAGUUGAAUGUUUUAAGUACUGUUUAAUGUGCCAUACUAGUAGGAGCAUGGAAGACAGUAGUGCUUAUUUUGAUUCAAUAACUCUGGGAAUCAAGAGGUUUCAGAGGAUAAGGAUGUUAGUGUGUUGUCUAGAGACUGGUCUUAUGAUAUUUUGGUGAAAAUAGUGGCUGCUUUUGCCCUUGUCCAAAGAGUCUGCCUGAAGCUAAAGUUAAAAUUUUUGGAUUAAUUUUAUUGUCAUAGGAAAUCUAAAAACACCAUAGUUCAGGCUCUGUUGUGUAGUUAUUAGUGGUGACUCUAAAGAAGAUUUAUAAUGAAAAGGAGCAAACUGUGCAGGGUAAAUUACAAAAUGUAAAUCUUGAAGAGAAAGCACUAGUAAGUGGAAUGAAACUAAAUCCUGUGUUCAACGAAGUAAACGGAAUAAGAACUUAAGUAAAGGGAGUGAUGAC
Molecule: messenger RNA, 5138 nt
Organism: Microtus ochrogaster (prairie vole)
Lineage: Eukaryota; Metazoa; Chordata; Mammalia; Rodentia; Cricetidae
Biological process (GO): regulation of transcription by RNA polymerase II
Molecular function (GO): RNA polymerase II cis-regulatory region sequence-specific DNA binding; DNA-binding transcription factor activity, RNA polymerase II-specific
Source: RefSeq, a predicted model, not a curated record